AUGUCUUCCAUCACGAAACUCCCCUGCGAGGUUAUAGUCUUGGUGUUGCGGGAUCUAGGCAAUAUGCGCUCCUUGCUGCCCUGCCUCCUCACCUGCCGCUAUUUCUACUCGUGCUUUAGGGAGAACCCGGGCGUCGCGGCCGAUAUCUUGCGGCAACAAGUCACGCCAGCUCUGAUCCCUUACUCAAUCGCCGCGUUGGAAGCCUCGCGGCUCAAUCCACGAACCGGAGCCGCGGUCCAGGAGCUGCUCGAAACGCUGUAUACGGAACCGUCCAAACUGGCCGACCGGUUGCGCACGAUGUCGGUUCCGCUUUUGGCGAAAAUGGGAAAUAUGCACGAAGCGACCCAUAGCUUGGCCACUACCUUCGCCAACAGCUCAUGGACUUGUCUUUCUAAUGACCAAGGGUCGCGAAUAUCCGGCAGCCUCUCCUUGUCAUCAGCAGAGUACUUUCGCUUUUGCCGAGCCUUCUACAGGGUCGAAUUGUAUUUCUGCCUCUUUCGCACCAGCACACCGUCGACUGCCGCAGAAUUGCUCGAUGGGAGUGAUAAGGAGCGGUUCUUGUCGAAACAUGCACCUUGGGAAAACGAGCAGCUCGGCUGCGCUCUGGAGUUUCUCGAGCGUCAGCUUUCCGAAGCUUCUCACGACGUUCUCGCUCAUGAUGUCGAGCUCGGCGAGUUGGGAAUCGACUAUCUCACGGCUGGCGACGGAAAUGGCUGGAGGCAACUCUGGCUGUCGCAGGGCAUUGGUUUCAUCUAUAGACUGAUAAAUGAGAAUUCGUACGAAACCAAAAAGGCUCUAUUAAAGUCUACAUUCGGUGCUGGGAGCGCUGAUCUUUACGAGGCGCUCUGCACUCCGUCCGAGGAAGGUCUGGAUGAUGUCAUCCCACUCGCCGAAUACACCGACGAGGCCCUGACGACCCUGUUUCCGGUGCUUGACAGCCAGGAUACCGACAAGGGCCCAUUUGAAGCAUGGCGUGUAGCCUUCAACGUCUGGCCCCGCUGCGCGUGGGUCAUGCUCGUAAACAGUUUUGGGUUGAGAAAGCGGGCUUAUGUGUUCUGGGAUUGGGAUCGCCUCGAGAGAUAUGGCAUGCUCGAGCUAUCUGACAAUGUCCCAGAGGGUUCUGAACUUCAAUAUACUGGCGAGGAAUAUGACGCCAUGUACGAGUCGUUCAAAGAGCGUUCAAAUAUAUGGCAAAAGGGUGGCUCGGGCUAUUGGAGCAGAGGUGACGAAAGCAAAAUUGUAUGGCGACAUAGAUGA
Molecule: messenger RNA, 1257 nt
Organism: Durotheca rogersii
Lineage: Eukaryota; Fungi; Ascomycota; Sordariomycetes; Xylariales; Xylariaceae
Exons: 3
Coding region: 1-1257 (418 amino acids)
Molecular function (GO): protein binding
Source: RefSeq, a predicted model, not a curated record